AUGCACAUCUCGCGGGAACUCAUCAUUCCAGGAGCGAAGUGGUGUGAGGACGGCACCGCAGAUUUGUGUGCGAAUCGUCUCUGCCAGAAGAAACUCUCGCCGGUGUUCGGCAAACAUCACUGUCGCUGGUGCGGCCGCAUCUUCUGCGGUAAUUGUGCCCCGUGCACAUCUCUUUACAUGGGGAAGAUGCUGCGGCGAUGUAAUGCCUGUCGUGUGCCGCUCUUCUUUCGCAGUAUGUACAACUACACCACUGGGAGACGUGAGGCGACGGUGAUGCAACAUAUUCUCUCUUUUCUCGAUCAUCGCAGCAUCACCGCACUGCAGCAGAGUUGCUACACCAUUCUCUCUGAAUUCCACGUUGUGGGCUACGACUAUGUUGACACCAUUCAAGAUCGUUUUCCUACUUUCUUUGAUGGGGCCCGCAUUGGACGCGGUGGCUCUGGCACUGUGUAUAAGUGUGAGGACCGACGUCGUUUUAACAGUCCACGUGUGGCACUGAAGGUGAUUACGAAGAGUAGUGUUUUGUCCUUCUCCUCGUGGUGUAAGAUCACACGCGAACUGGAGAUUAUGCGAGGACUAGAUCAUCCUAACGUGGCACGGCUGUUGGAAGUAUUUCAAACACCAUUGUAUCUCGUUAUUGUAAUGGAGGCAGGUGAGGGGGGCACACUGAAGCAUGCAUGGGAAUAUGUACGAAGACACCACUGUGAUGUGGAAGCACUUUUAGCAAAUGUUCUCGCCCAAGUAGCACAAGGAUUGGAUUAUUUAUACAAUAGAAAACGUAUUGUACACCGUGAUAUUAAGCAUGAUAAUAUUGUUCUUUCUCGUGAUUAUACACGAGCUAUAAUUAUUGAUUUUGGACUUGCUGAAUAUGUUAGUGAUGAGAAACAACUUUUAUUUGUACCUUGUGGAACCAUGGGAUUUGCGUCACCAGAGAAUAUUGAGGCCGUUGCUAAAUCAUUAAGAUUAUUUGAAGCUACGGCUGCCACCAUGCAUCGUGCAGAUGUUUUUAGUUUAGGUGUUGUAGCGUAUAAUAUACUUACUGGCCAACGACCACUAAAGGGAAAGCGGUUUGUUGAACUUAGUAGAGAUUUACGUAAAGGUAUUCGCUGCGAUGGUCCUCGAUGGGCAAAUUUUUCGGAUAGUGCAAAAUCACUUAUUGAAUGGAUGCUCAAAACGGACGCAAAUGAGCGGGCUACGGCGUUGGAUCUCUUAGAUCACCCAUUUAUUACCGAAAAAGCACCCUUAAUUAAAGAAAUUGCAAAGAAGCGUAAUCAGGAACUUGAAAUGACCAAAGAACAGGAAGUAAAUGAAUGGGUCUAUGUUGUUCCGUCUGAAAGUCAAUGGGACUUUAUUGCAGAAGAUGAACUUUCAAAUUCAAUGGUAACCACCAAUCUUGAGGGAGCAUCAGUAUUAGUUUCAAUUGCUGAGUCAAAAUGA
Trypanosoma theileri is the source of this 1437-nucleotide messenger RNA. RefSeq names its product putative protein kinase. The transcript has a single exon. Gene Ontology annotation, biological process: protein phosphorylation; mitotic DNA damage checkpoint signaling. The record is from RefSeq and is a predicted model, not a curated record. Lineage: Eukaryota; Euglenozoa; Kinetoplastea; Trypanosomatida; Trypanosomatidae. Gene Ontology annotation, cellular component: nucleus. Gene Ontology annotation, molecular function: metal ion binding; ATP binding; protein serine/threonine kinase activity. Bases 1 to 1437 code for a protein of 478 amino acids.